AUGAACGACGCCCGCAAAAUUUCUCUAAAAGAUAAGAUCAAACAAUCUCUCUGCUUCUCAUGUUGUUUCACCGGCCACCGCGUUGAAACCCUACGCUCCGAAUCAUCCUCCACCUCACCCGGCGACAACAGCAACACGCAGCGUCCUCUGUAUCUCAUCGGUGCAUCAUCGCAAUGGAUUAAAUCCCGUGCUUCCGUUGAUCUACCAGAGAUUAAAGAUAAGUGCCGGAACAUAUUCGGUCGAAUCGGAUGCAGUAACGCCAGACAAAAUCACCGCCGUCGUCGCUCCUCAACUGAUUUCAGGUACGAUCCUCUCAGUUACGCGCUCAAUUUCGAAGAGGAUUCUUAUGCGAACCUUGAGGAUGAUGCUCCCCUCAAGGAUUUCUCGAUGAGGUUGCCGUUGUCGCCUCCGCAGUCCUCUACCGCGGAUCAUCAGCCGAAGCUACACCUAGCCGCCAGCUCGUGA
Messenger RNA from Lactuca virosa, 465 nucleotides. NCBI's taxonomy places the organism in Eukaryota, Viridiplantae, Streptophyta, Magnoliopsida, Asterales, Asteraceae. The record is from the annotation of a GenBank genome assembly.